GAUUCACGCAGACCAGGAAGCAGAUCACGUGGAGUGAAAGUCAGGCCGCCGCGUAGAGACGGAGUUUCACUGCGUCAGCCAGGAUGAACACUUCUGCAUUUUAUAAAUGUUACUGAGAUUUUCUUGUAAGGAAGAAUUCAAUGUUGGGAGUCAAUUGCAUCAGAACAUUUCAAAAGAAUCUUUAGCCCAGGAUUGACUUCUGAAGACUCUUGGUCCAUGAGGAAGAAACCUGGAAGAGGAAGAGGAAAGCAAAGGAGUCAGGGAUGGCUCCUCCUCAGGGUCUACUGACAUUCAGGGAUGUGGCCAUAGAAUUCUCCCAGGAGGAGUGGAAAUGCCUGGACCCUGCUCAGAGGACUCUGUACAGAGACGUGAUGCUGGAGAAUUAUAGGAACCUGGUCUCCCUGGAUAUCUCUUCCAAAUGCGUGAUGAAGACAUUGUCAUCAACAGGGCAAGGCAAUACAGAAGUGAUCCACAAAGGGACAUUGCAAAGACAAGCAAGUCAUCACAUUAGAGAAUGUUGCUUCCAGGAAAUUGCAACAGAUAUUCAUGACUUUGUUUUUCAGUGGCCGGAAGAUGAAACAAAUGACCAUGAAGCACCCAUGACAGAAAUGAAAAAGUUGACAGGUAGUACAGACCGAUGUGAUCAAAUGCUUGCUGGAAACAAGUCUAUUAAAGAUCAGGUUGGAUCAAGCUUUCAUUUGCAUCUUCCUGAACUGUGUAUAUUUCAGCCCAAAGGGAAAAUUGAUAAUCAAGUGGAGAAGUCUAUCAACAAUGCUUCCUCAGUUUCAACAUCCCAAAGAAUUUCUUUUAGGCCCAAAACCCACAUUUCUAAUAAGUAUGGGAAUAAUUCCCUUCAUUCUUCAUUACUCAGAAAAAAACGGAAUGUAAACAUGAGAGAAAAAUCUUUCCAAUAUGUUGAGAGCAGCAAAGCCUUCAAUUGUAGCUCACUCUUUAAAAAACAUCAGAUAAUCCAUUUAGGAGAGAAACAAUAUAAAUGUGAUGUAUGUGGCAAGCUCUUUAAUCAGAAGCGAUACCUUGCAUGCCAUAGUAGAUGUCACAUUGGUGAGAAACCUUACAAGUGUAAUGAAUGCGGCAAGACCUUCAGUCACAAUUCAUCCCUCUUCAUUCACAAAGCACUUCAUACUGGAGAGAAACCUUAUGAAUGUGAAGAAUGUGACAAAGUUUUCAGUCGCAAAUCACACCUUGAAAGACACAAGAGGAUUCAUACGGGAGAUAAAUCUUACAAAUGUGAAGAAUGUGACAAACUUUUCAGUCACAAAUCAUAUCUUGAAAGACAUAGGAAGAUGCAUACUGGAGAAAAACCAUACAAAUGUAAGGUUUGUGAUAAGGCUUUCGUGUGUAAUUCAUACCUGGCAAUACAUACUACAAUUCACACUGGAGAGAAACCUUACAAGUGUAUUGAAUGUGGCAAGUUUUUCAAACAACGCUCAACCCUUGCACGCCAUCGUAGACUUCAUACUGGAGAGAAACCUUUUGAAUGUGAAGAAUGUGACAGAGUUUUCAGUCGCAAAUCACACCUUGAAAGACAUAGGAGAAUUCAUACUGGAGAGAAACCAUACAAAUGUAAGGUUUGUGACAAGGCUUUUGCGUGUAAUUCAUACUUGGCAAUACAUAGUAUAAUUCACACUGGAGAGAAACCUUACAAGUGUAAUGAAUGUGGCAAGUGUUUUAAUCAACAAUCAAACCUUGCAGGACAUCUUAGAGUUCAUACUGGAGAGAAACCUUACAAAUGUGAAGAAUGUGACAAAGUUUUCAGUCGCAAAUCACACCUCGAAAGACAUAGGAAGAUUCAUACUGGAGAGAAACCAUAUAAAUGUAAGGUUUGUGACAAGGCUUUCCAAAGGGAUUCGCACCUCGCACAACAUCAGAGAGUUCACACUGGAGAGAAACCUUACGCAUGUAACGAAUGUGGCAAGGUUUUUAGUAUAAAAGCAAACCUUGCAUGUCAUCAUAAACGUCAUACUGGAGAGAAACCUCAUAAAUGUUACAAAUGUGAAGAAUGUGAGAAAGUUUUCAUUUGCAAAUCACACCUGGAAAGACAUAGGAGGAUUCAUACUGGAGAGAAACCAUACUAUUGUAAGGUUUGUGACAAGGCUUUCUGGAGUGAUUCACACCUGGCACAACAUCAGAGAGUUCAUACUGGAGAGAAACCUUACAAGUGUAAUGAGUGUGGCAAGACCUUCCAUCGGAUAUUAUCCCUUGUAAGCCAUCGUAGAUAUCAUACUGGAGAGAAACCUUACAAGUGUAAUGAGUGUGGCAAGACCUUCACUAGAAAUUCAGGCCUUGUAAUUCAUAAGGCAAUUCAUACUGGAGAGAAACCUUACAAGUGUAAUGAAUGUGGCAAGGGUUUUAAUCAACAAGGACAUCUUGCACAACAUCAGAGAGUUCAUACUGGAAAGAAAUUUUACAAGCGUAAUGAGUGUGGCAAGACCUUCAAUCAGAUGUCAUUUCUUCUACACCAUCAUAGACUUCAUACUGGAGAGAAACCUUACAAGUGUAAUGAAUGUGGCAUGGAUUUUAAUCAACAAUCACACCUUGCAAGUCAUCAUAGACUUCAUACUGCAGAGACAUUUUUCAAAUGUGAAGAAUGUGACAAAGUUUUCAGUUGCAAAUCACAGCUUGAAAGACAUAGGAGAAUUCAUUCUGGAAAGAAACCAUAGAAAUGUAAGGUUUGGGACAAGACUUUUGGGAGUGAUUCACACCUGGCAAAACACACUAGAAAACCUUACAAGUGCGGGCCGGGCGCGGUGGCUCAAGCCUGUAAUCCCAGCACUUUGGGAGGCCGAGACGGGUGGAUCACGAGGUCAGGAGAUCGAGACCAUCCUGGCUAACAUGGCGA
Piliocolobus tephrosceles (Ugandan red Colobus) is the source of this 2860-nucleotide messenger RNA. RefSeq names its product zinc finger protein 468-like. The record is from RefSeq and is a predicted model, not a curated record. Gene Ontology annotation, biological process: regulation of transcription by RNA polymerase II. The coding region runs from base 264 to 2681 and encodes 805 amino acids. Gene Ontology annotation, molecular function: RNA polymerase II transcription regulatory region sequence-specific DNA binding; DNA-binding transcription factor activity, RNA polymerase II-specific. The transcript is spliced from 5 exons. Gene Ontology annotation, cellular component: nucleus. NCBI's taxonomy places the organism in Eukaryota, Metazoa, Chordata, Mammalia, Primates, Cercopithecidae.